GCCAUUUCCACCCCACGCACACAAGUAAGGCCGUGAAAGCAAAAGGUAAUCGAUGCCACCCGCCGGCGCCGGACACGCCACUCCACCAUGCCAUCGCCGCCGCCCAGCCCCGCGCCGUGUAUAUAUAUAACAUGGAACCAAGCUGCAAAUCAAGCAAAUCCACAGUGCAGCCAGCUACCAGUGAGAACUGAGAACUCAGCUCACAGUGAAGUGAGUGAAGUGUUCGAGCUUAGCAAAGCUAACAUGUCGGAGAACCAGCAGCAGGGUCUUCUGGGAUCGUCGUCCUCGAACACGGCGGCGUCAAGGUGGAAGGAGAUGCACGGGGAGAGAUCAUGGGAGGGGCUGCUGCGGCCAGCCCUGGACGUCGAUCUCCGACGGACGGUGAUCUGGUACGGGGAGAUGGCGCAGGCGACCUACGACGCCUUCAACCACGAGCGCGUCUCCCCAAACGCCGGGCUCUCGCGGUUCCGCCGGGGCCGGUUCUUCCACGGCGCCAUGCUCCCGGACCACGCCGGCGCCUACAAGGUCACCAGGUUCCUCUACGCCACGUCGUCGGCGCCUGGCCACGCGGCGGCGUUCAUGGUGAGAGGACGUGGAGGACACGUCAGCUGGCGAGCUGCUGCAGGAGGACACGUCAGCGGGGGCGGGUGUAGGGAGUCCAACUGGAUCGGGUACGUGGCGGUGGCGACGGAGGCCGGGAAGGCGGCGUUGGGAAGGCGGGAUAUCGUGGUUGCGUGGCGUGGCACGGUGGAGAGCUUGGAGUGGGUUGAUGACCUUGAGUUCGCCAUGGUGGCGCCGAGGGGGAUAGUUAAGGAUGGAUGUGAGGACGCCCUUGUCCACCGUGGUUGGCUCUCCAUGUACACCUCCACCCACCCUGCCUCCAGCCACAACAAGGACAGCGCCAGAGACCAGGUGUUAGGUGAGGUAAGGAGGCUGGUGGAGAUGUACAAGGAGGAGGAAGUGAGCAUCACCGUGACGGGACACAGCCUUGGGGCGGCUCUGGCCACGCUCAACGCCUUCGACAUUGCCGAGAACGGCUACAACACGGCCAUACGCGCCGGCGCUGCCCCGGGGCCGCGGGCAACGACAUUCCCCGUGGCCGUGUUCGCUUUCGCCAGCCCGCGCAUCGGCGGCGCCGGCUUCAAGAAAAGGUUCGCCGCCGCCGCAAUAGCAAGCCCCCUCCGGGUCCUCCGCAUCCGCAAUGCCCGCGACAUCGUACCCAAGUAUCCGGCGUUGUUGUACCACGAUGUGGGAUGCGAGCUAACGAUCGACACGGGCGCGUCGCCGUACCUGAAGGCUCCGGGGAACGAGCGGGUGUGGCACAACCUCGAGAGCUACUUGCAUGGGGUGGCCGGGGUUCCGGCGUCCGGAGCACCGUCGUCAGGGUUCGAGCUUGUUGUGGCGCGGGACGUGGCGCUGGUGAACAAGGCGUACGACGCGCUGAGGGAGGAGCACGGGGUGCCGGCGGGGUGGUGGGUGCCGCAGAACAAGGGCAUGGCCAAGGGCGAUGAUGGGCGGUGGAGGCUGCUGGACUGCGACGAGGAGGAUGAGGAAGACGAUGCAUGCUGUCGUCACAGUGAAUAAAUGAACAGAAAGUAAUUCUUACUAAGAAGAAACUACUCCCUCCGAUUCUAAAGUUUUGUCGUUGUUUUACUGCAAAUUUGAACUAAAAUCAUGACAAGAAUUUAGAAUCGGAGUGAGUACACAUCCAGUAAUGUUGGUUACUAGGUCUCUACUACAUCUUGUUGGUACAAUAUCUUGUUGGUACAAUAUCAUACACUAAAAAGAAAAAUUGAAAUUAAAAUGAGGACUCCAGUGUUCAGGAAAUCAUCCUAGCUAGAUAAAUCCUUUGUUGGCUGAUAGGGACUGUACUGGGAGUUUUUCCUGAACCUACGUAAUAUUCAUAUGAUCUCGAUUAAAUAGAAAAAGUAUGUGUAUUAAGUUUAAACUUUGUUAUUCUCCUUUUUGGAACAGACGACCACGUCUUUUUUUUUGGAA
Molecule: messenger RNA, 1998 nt
Organism: Brachypodium distachyon (stiff brome)
Lineage: Eukaryota; Viridiplantae; Streptophyta; Magnoliopsida; Poales; Poaceae
Product: phospholipase A1-II 6
Exons: 3
Coding region: 88-1584 (498 amino acids)
Biological process (GO): lipid metabolic process
Molecular function (GO): glycerophospholipid phospholipase A1 activity
Source: RefSeq, a predicted model, not a curated record